AGGUGGGAGAAACGUUGCACUGAUGUAACCGGUCGCAACUGUGCAGCGGCUCUCAGGCGUGAAGAGGUUUCUGUUUAACAGUGUGUAGAAGAAUUUAAUUGCUUAUUGUAAGUGGAAUAAAAAAGCGUAUUAUUAUUAACACGGUAAUGCUGAGGACUGUAGUGUGUCGGACCGGAAGUGGACUUCUGAAGCACUCAAGCCGGUCCGUCCCGGUGUUUUGGGGAAGUGGAGCUCAGCAGCGAUGGGCUUCCAGCCUUCCCAUGAACACGGUGAUGCUGUUUGUGCCCCAGCAGGAGGCCUGGGUGGUGGAGCGGAUGGGGCGCUUCCACAGAAUCCUCGAGCCUGGGUUGAAUUUUUUAAUCCCGAUCCUGGACAAAGUCCGCUACGUGCAGAGCCUUAAGGAGAUUGUGAUCGACGUGCCGGAGCAGUCUGCUGUAUCUCUUGAUAAUGUGACACUACAGAUCGAUGGGGUUCUGUACCUGAGGAUACUCGAACCCUUUAAGGCCAGUUACGGAGUGGAGGACCCUGAGUAUGCGGUGACUCAGCUGGCACAGACCACCAUGAGAUCGGAGUUGGGAAAACUCACUCUGGAUAAAGUUUUCAGGGAAAGAGAGUCGCUGAACUCCAACAUCGUGCAUUCCAUUAACCAGGCGUCUGACGACUGGGGGAUUCGCUGCCUGCGCUACGAGAUCAAGGACAUUCACGUCCCGCCGCGCGUCAAGGAGUCCAUGCAGAUGCAGGUGGAAGCGGAGCGGAAGAAGAGAGCGACGGUUCUGGAGUCGGAGGGAACGAGGGAGGCGGCCAUCAACGUGGCGGAGGGAUGCAAACAAUCGCAGAUCCUGGCUUCUGAGGGACAGAAAGCAGAGCAGAUCAACAAAGCUGCAGGAGAGGCGAAUGCUAUGUUGGUUAAAGCGGAGGCCAAAGCGAAGGCCAUUAGGCUUCUCUCUGAAGCACUGACUCUGCAGAACGGAAACGCAGCAGCGUCCCUCAGCGUGGCCGAGCAGUACGUUUCUGCUUUCUCCAACCUGGCCAAAGAGUCGAACACGAUCAUCCUGCCAUCAAACACAGGAGACAUCUCCAGCAUGGUCACACAGGCCAUGGCGAUUUACGGGACUUUAGCCAAGACGCAGAGCCCCGGCCCGGUGAACCCCACAGCUGCGGAUGACGAGUCAAAGUUUAAGGCGAUCCCAGAAGAUUCAACACCCGAGUCCACGUCCGGUCAAUGAGAUCGACACGUGAAGUCUGGUUGCGCUCUGAUUCAUAUUUUUUUUUCCCCCCUUUUUUUUUUUUUUUUUUACAUUACGUUGAUACGUCAAUACUGGAAAAAAACGAUAAACAUACGCAUACAAAAUAAAGUGAAUAAAGUUUCCGCGA
Silurus meridionalis is the source of this 1374-nucleotide messenger RNA. RefSeq names its product stomatin (EPB72)-like 2 (gene stoml2). The coding region runs from base 147 to 1226 and encodes 359 amino acids. NCBI's taxonomy places the organism in Eukaryota, Metazoa, Chordata, Actinopteri, Siluriformes, Siluridae. Gene Ontology annotation, cellular component: membrane. The record is from RefSeq and is a predicted model, not a curated record. The transcript is spliced from 10 exons.